Clarias gariepinus (North African catfish) is the source of this 4114-nucleotide messenger RNA. RefSeq names its product nfe2 like bZIP transcription factor 3 (gene nfe2l3). The transcript has 4 exons. Gene Ontology annotation, molecular function: RNA polymerase II cis-regulatory region sequence-specific DNA binding; DNA-binding transcription factor activity, RNA polymerase II-specific. Bases 336 to 2117 code for a protein of 593 amino acids. Lineage: Eukaryota; Metazoa; Chordata; Actinopteri; Siluriformes; Clariidae. Gene Ontology annotation, cellular component: nucleus. Gene Ontology annotation, biological process: regulation of transcription by RNA polymerase II. The record is from RefSeq and is a predicted model, not a curated record.
UCACGGUCACGGUCAUACAAAUAAACAGUUGUCUCCUCGUUUUUGUCAGGAAGUUUAAGCCACGUUCCUGUCAGCAUGUCGUGAAAACGAGUUUUGCACUCUCGUAUCUCACCGGUAAGAUGAGAUGAGAUGGGAUGGGAUGGGAUGAGGACAAGAGGAGCGCAGUGAGGAAAAUAGACGGUGCGGUGUGUGUGUGAGCUAGCGGCUAGCCGUCAGUUGGAGAACAGUUUCGCCUGGGCCGGUCCCUUUGUCUCCUCACAGAGAGAGAGGCAGCGUGUGCUCUUUUGUUCGAACAGUGUGUGUGUGUUAGUCGAAGCUUUGUUAAACGAGUCACCAUGCAGGACACAAAGAAGUGUCUGAUGGACGGGCUGAUCCACCUCACGAUCCUGCUGGGUUUGAUCCGGGUCCGGGUGGAGAUCGGGUCCGACCCGGACACACGGUUAAUAGAGAUCGACGGAGGGCCGAGCUCGGCGUUUGUACAGACCCCAUUUCAUCGUUACCGAGACGUCGCGGCGGGUCAUCACGUGCAUCCGAAAUGUCCCGAGCUCGAGGAGUACCUCACAAGCCGCAGGCUGCUAAACGAAGUGCGCGCGCUUGGCUCGCCGGUUCGGUUCCCCCCCACGCAGCUCAGCGCGUGGCUCGUGCACCGGGUGUCUGACGGCGCGGAACCGGCGGAACCUCAAGAGGAGCACGGCGAGCACGGAGUCUCCACUGACGGAACCCGUGCGGAGGCGGUUUUGGCACAAGAAGAAGAGGAAAUUGCGAAAGACAACGAGGAAGGAAUUAAUCUUGAUUCGUCAGCCCAACUCGCCCAAAGCUCAGUGCUGGAACAAGAGGAUCUGUUAAGCGGCAGCGUCCUACCUCAAUCUGAGUCUGGUGUUGAAGUCCACUCUCAGCUGCCAGACUUCCUAUCAGACUUCAGUGAGUUUGAGACUUUGAUUGCGCAGCACGUUCCUGACCUGGACCCCAUCAGCUACAAUGCCAGCCUUCAGGAUGCCAUGGUUAGCAGCGGCGGCGACUACAGACCAGACCCACCCAGAGGUGGCGCACACACCAUACCACGCCAAACACCUUCUCUCUUCAACCUAGAAUCUAUGAACUCUUCCAACAGUGAUGCAUCUAGGACAGGAUUUGGUGCUCCUUUCUCUUCAUUUGUGAACGGUGCUCAUGGACCCCCCCUGUCCCGGGUGGGCGGUUAUCUGGAUGAGGCCGUGUUUGAGCAGAUAGGUUUGUUGGGUCUGGAGGGCCUGGCUAGUGUGGAGGGACAGGUACUUAACGGAAUAGAGCCAUGGCUGGAGGACCUGGACUCUGACUCAGGCCUGUCGCUGGACACCAAUUCCAAAAGCCUCGACUCGGCCUCUACGUCAUCUUCGGAGUCGUCUUGCGAGGCAGGAGCGGAGGGCUACAGCAGUGAUGUGGAGUCACUUUUAAGUAACGGAGGAGCUUGUGCAUCGUCGUGCUACAACUGGCCGCGAGUAAGUCUGAACAGGAACAUCUGGCAUGAUCACAAUUACUCCUCCUGGUCACCUGACGACCACGACCCAGAAAUCUACAACCGACCUCCUAGAACUAUAAAGCAGGAAGUGAUGAGCGAGGAUGAAUCUCCUGAAAUGGAGGAGCCGAGCCGGGAUGAACGGCGCCUGCGAGCUCUCUGUCUUCCAUUUUCCGCCACUGAAGUAGUUAACAUGCCGGUGGAAGACUUCCUGGAGUUGCUGGAAGGGCGGAGCCUAUCCACGCCAGAAAUCGCACUCCUGCGGGACGUGCGCAGACGAGGCAAAAACAAAUUGGCUGCGCAGAACUGCAGAAAAAGGAAGCUGCACGCUAUUAUGGGGCUGCAGACUGAGGUGGAGGAGCUUGUCGCGCAGCGUGACGCCCUCCUGCGCGAGAGGAUGUGCACCGCCAAGGCUAUGUCAGCUACAGCCGAGUGUUUCAAGACGCUCUCUCAAGCGGUGCUUAGGCAGCUGAGGGACGAACACGGACGAUCCCUCAGUCCAGAGCAGUACACGCUUCACUGCGGCGCAAAUGGACGCAUCUCAGUCAGACCUCGAACAAAUGUCCUGAGAACAACCGCAACUCGGGCCAAAACAACAAAGAGGAAGAAGGAUAAAAAACCUUGAGAUUGUUUUGAUUUCCUUUGUGUUUAUACUGUGUGUGUUUGUUUCCUAAAGGGCUACUGAACUUUCCCUUAUUUUUAAAUAUUUAAAUCACAAUAUAAUGAACUACAGAUUCUUUGAUAAAAGGUGUGUAGCAAAAGCACUGGAUGUGUGUGUGGAAGUAAAGCGGUACCUCGGCAUACGAACGCCCCACCUUAAUUUUCUCCUUAACAACUGAAAUUUUGCAAGAAGUUUGCCUCGGCGUACGAGAAAAACGGAACCAACCGUUGGCUAAGUUGUUCAAAACUUGUUUACACAGUGGAAAGCCAUGCGAAGCGUGUAUACGUUGUUUGUAUUUCUUUGCAUUUUGUACAAGAUUGAGUGAAGACAUAGCACCAUGGGUCCCAAGAAUGUUAUCAAGAAUGGAAGAAAGAAGAAAAGGGAGACACGUUUUAAAGCAGCCGGUGCCCAGAGGAAUUGUAACUUAUGACUAAGUGAGGUUUAAUGUCUGUUUCAUAUUUUACUUCAUUUUCAUGUCUUUUCGAAAUCUUUUGGUUGUUUUUAGAUCCAUAAAUAUGAUUAUAGUGUUGGAAAUUUGUAAUAUUAGUAAUAUUUUUGGGUAGCUGGAACUGAUUAUUUGCAUUUUCAUUAUUUCCUAUGAGACAGUGUGCGUCACAAUACAAAAUUCCACCCUAAGAACUCGCCUCUGGAACCGAUUGAACUCGGAUGUCGAGGUACCGCUGUACUUUAAAAGAAAAGACCGCACACAGCAGGGUCCUUCCAGUCCUGGAAAGUCUGGCACAGUUGAUGAUCAUUAAAACUAAAAAUAAAGGAGACACUUUGUUAUUAAACAGACAUGACACUACUGGGCGUAUGAGGGUGUUAAAGCUGAGUGUAUGGGUGUUAGUGUUUAAUUAUUAUGUGGCUCAGACUCAGGAGCUGGUUGUGCAAUUGCUUUGAACACGUGACUUUUUCCACUAUGGCCUUGUUUAGUCAAACUUCGUCCUCUAUACAUUUGGUAUUGACCUCCUUUGACUUUUUACAGGAUUGUCGUGCGUUUUAGUUUUUGGUCAUUUUAUGUAUACAGACAAGUAUAUAAACACAGUGUUUACCCUGCUAAGAAACUCCUUAUUUCAGUAGGGUUGAACGAUUGGCCUGCGUUAAGCAAAGAAAAUAUUUUUUAAAUGCACAAGAGUCCGUUAUUAAAACCUGGAAGGAUGGUUCUGAUCUCGUGAAUAAUCGUGAUGUGAGAUCACGUAAACACUUAAAGUCACAGGAUAAAAAAAAAUGAACAGUGAAAACCAGAGCUAUGUUUAAUAGUGAAAGUAAGAGCAUUUCCACACACACACACAAUGUGAUGAGGAUUGGGACUAAACUAUUACAGAGUGAUGGGCUUGUCAGAAGGGAAGCUCAUGAAGCGAUGCAACCAUCAUGCAUAGUGUCCACUGUACAAGCCUCUGGAGACAGUGUUAUGAUCUGGGGUUAAUCAGUCACUCAUGUCUAGACUCUGCAAUGUUAUGGGGCAAAAAAAUGAAGUCAGCUGACCAUCUGAAUGUACUGAAUCACCAGGUUAUCACAUAUAUGGAAGUUUAAUUCCCUGAUGGCACAUAACAUAUUCUAGGACUCCAAGAGUGUAAGAGAACGGCUCUGUGAGCACAAGGAACCAUUACGCACAUGAACUGAACACCACACUGCUCGCUAUGAUUAGAACUAAAGGCUUGAACAGAAUAGUUUGAUUUGGGUCCAGGUAGUGUAUUAUCUGAAGUUUUGAAAUAAAACUAUAACUGAAGACUAUAAAGAUUACAUAAAGAUUACAUAGCUUCAUAAAGUUCGCACAAUAAUCGAUUUAUUAUUUUGUGUGUGUGUACGGUUUAUUUUGAUCUAUUAGCCACUAUUUCUUGGUUUUCAAAUUAAAGCUGUUAUAAAUAAUAUACACCCCUAAUGCAUAUUUAAAAAAAGGAUCAAACAAAGGUAUUAUUGAAUAUAUAUAUAUAUAUAUAUAUACAUAUAUAUAUAUACAU